Molecule: messenger RNA, 2772 nt
Organism: Hyalella azteca
Lineage: Eukaryota; Metazoa; Arthropoda; Malacostraca; Amphipoda; Hyalellidae
Product: mucin-6
Exons: 4
Coding region: 247-2172 (641 amino acids)
Cellular component (GO): PRC1 complex
Molecular function (GO): protein binding
Source: RefSeq, a predicted model, not a curated record
GAGCUGUCGUGUGUGGUUGUGUUACCUUGAUGUCUUGGUCACUGUCAGUGACUGGUCCUCAAAUCCUGGCGUUUUCUGAGUUUAAAGUCAACCUUAAUAAUUUCGUUGACAAUUUUAAAACCACCGAAUAAGUGGAAAUAAACUUGCCAUAUUAAUUCACUGUUCGCGAUAAAUUGCCUAAAAAAUCUGAUAUAUAGCCGUUUAUCAUCGCGGUAUCGCCGCUGAACUUAUCUUCACAGCAUUGCGAUGACCAACCUAACCGUGCUGAGGUCUGCGCAGCACGCAGGCUGGCAAGGCUACUGUUGGCCAUUCUCAGGUAAUGGUUUCCCUGUAACCGCUCCUCCAAGCCCGGCUGCGCCCAGCAUGGCGAACCCAUCGCCAUGUCGUCCUGCAUCACCUGCUCACAUCACAGCAGCAUCGCCAUCAUCGUACCAGCUGCAAAGACUCUCCCGCGCCUACGAAGAGCACCUCCUGCAGUUCACGGCUGCUGCAGCAGCGGCGUCUGCUGUGGCAGCCUCUGCCGCAAGCCAUACCAGCGUUAAAAUGGAGCCUCUGUCUCCUGAUCCACUCCCUCAAAACAGUAGCAAAGGUGGACGGGCACCGCGAGAUGCCAACCCAGCGACCAGCGGCAAAAAUAAAUCAAAACAAAGUCGCUCUUCCCCGUCACAUUCAACACUGACGUCCGUGGCCGCCAACAAAACGCCGUCGCCAGCGGUUUCUCCUAAGUCCCAGAACUCGGCUAGAACGAAGACACCGAUUUCGUUUCCUGGCACUCCCCCUCAUUCUUCAUUCACUCCACCUACUGCUGUACCUCCUGGGUGCUUCAACCCGACCUCUUAUGGUGGACUGGGCACCCCAACUUCAGCUCCGAUGACAACCUCGCCACGAAGUCCACACUUUAUGGAGCCUCCUUCAUUGCCGCGUAAUUGCAGUGACCUCAUGAGGAGUCUAGCCGCCAAGUAUAACAACAAUAAUAACAACGAGUUCUUUUCCAGUCAAAUGAGCAAAUCCUUCGCGCGUGGAGGCCUGAACCCUCGUUUGCCCGGCACUGCAGGUUAUUCCUCACCAUUGAAUGCCUCGCCCCGUUCCGACGAUUCCCUCCAUGAUGGUUUUAACUUAUCGAAAGCAAGCCCCGCUAAACUGUUCUCUCCGUUUCUGCCUCACUCCCCCAUGAAUGACAUGUACCAGUCCCCAGUCAGUCCUCGUCAUUCGUCGGCCGCAGCCCUCAUGGACUUGAUCCGUAAUUCUGCCUCUGCCACGUCCUCCCUCGACGUUACCCCACACAACUUAAGUUCCUCCGUCAAGCGAUACGCCGAUACUUCUCCGCUGGAUCUUUCCUCCAGCGACUCUGCGAAAAAAUUGCGAAGGGAUUCAUCUCAUCAAGCUUCUACCUUUUCUCCGCUGACAUUGGAAGAACCAAUUUCACCUAUAGACUUUGAAAAAAAUAUACCAGAUGUAAGAUUAUCACCUGACGUUUCUAGAUCUUCUCAAAAGUUUUGCUCGCAUUCCAGAGUUGGAAAUGUGUCUGAAUCUCGGUCUGAUGCGUCAGACAUCAGCAAGCAUAUUACUUAUCCAUCAAUGUUGAAGGCAAGCCCUCUGCCAGAUAAGCGACUUUCAUCAUCUACGGGGACCGCAGAUACGAUGCUAGAAACUCAACAGAAGGAUUGUAAUCCGAAUGCCUCUUCAGCGCAUCCUGCGGUGCUGGCGUGGUCAAUGCAGGAUGUAUGCGCCUUCGUCAGGAGUAUCGAUCUGUGUGCUGAAUAUGCAGAUAUGUUCUUGGAUGAGCGUAUCGACGGCUGGUGUUUGUCGUUACUCACCGAGUCUCACUUGACGGGUAACUUGGGCAUGAAACUUGGCCCGGCACUCAAGCUCAGGUCUAUGCUAGCCUCCGUGUCCUCCAUGCCCUGUGAUGGUCGUACUGUGUAUGCUAUAAAUGAAACGAAACUUAGUGCAGCCAGAAACAUCGAUGGUCCUUCCAAUCUUACUAAUAUUAUGAAUAAUUUUGUCAACAUCUCUACUAAUAAUAACGAAGUUUCUUGUAAAGCGGCUCAAAAUGAUCGGAUUUCAAAUAGUUCACUGAACACGGAACUUUCCCCGUUUCGGAACUCAAGAGCCUCACCGGCAACUCCUGGUGCUGAACCGAACACAUCGUCACCUCCACACGAGGAGUAAUCAUUUUAUUACAAAUAAAAAUAAUGAGAUGCAGUAUCGUAAUAUCACUAUAGCUCUUUUCCAGGACAUAAAUUGAAAAAAUUGGUUAUAAUUACUUAUAAAAUUGUGCUUCAAUGUGGAAGCAGAAUUAUUGUCUUUAACUUGCGCCUCAAAUUUGGCAACGAUGAUGACUACAUAGUGUGUUUUCAGGAAAUAUCGCUUUUCGUUUAUAUAAUAUACUGUACAUUCCGUGGGUCUCUCGGGAUUACAGGUUGAAGGCAGACAAACUUAUGUGACUGGCGAAAAUCAAAUUAUUUGCUGUUCCUUGUUUCUUUAUUUAGUUUAUUAUAAUCUAAGCAAGAUUCGCAUCGAUGUCUGCAAUACAAUCAUUGUUACAAAUUUCCGUCAAUUAGAUGGUUUAUAAUGUAAUUUUUUCGUUGCUUUGUGAAUAUAUUCUUUAGGAAAGGCUUACUUUCCACGUGAGACGUAAGCUAAGCUUGAGAUAUCUAUAAAGACUAUGUAAUUACACUGAAGAACUCCAAGACAUUAGUCUGAUGAUCUUUGUGAAUAUGCAUUGUUUUAUUUAUUCGAUUAUUGUUGAUAAUAAAAUUGUUGAUCUCC